Quercus robur (English oak) is the source of this 3470-nucleotide messenger RNA. Its product is annotated as cytochrome b561, DM13 and DOMON domain-containing protein At5g54830. NCBI's taxonomy places the organism in Eukaryota, Viridiplantae, Streptophyta, Magnoliopsida, Fagales, Fagaceae. The record is from RefSeq and is a predicted model, not a curated record. The transcript has a single exon. Gene Ontology annotation, molecular function: heme binding. Gene Ontology annotation, biological process: cytochrome complex assembly. The coding region runs from base 327 to 2999 and encodes 890 amino acids.
GAGGAGAAAAAUUAAAAAAAGAAAAAGGCAUAAUGUUGGACAGCUUCCAUGUCUCUUCCUAAUUCCAAAUGAAAUUGUCUUUUGCUUCCAAAGCCAACCCCAAGAACAACGUGGCUUCUUCGCUUAACAAUUAAAAGAAAAAACAAAUAGAACCACCCCACCCCACCCCACGCAAAACGCAGAGUUCGCCAACUUCCUCGUACUCAUUUCUCAUCGACGGCGACACCUCAGUUCUCCUUCAUCAACCCAUCGGGGUAAUCAUAUCAUUCCCUCUCAACUAUUUGAUUCGAAUUUCGGAUCAUACCCAGUACCAGAUCCGGGAUCUCAUGCCUCAGAAACCCAUCUUCCUGGGGUUUCUCUUUCUAUUUCUCUUCCUUCUCUGCCAUGCGGAUCCGAAUCCCACCUGCUCCAAAACCAGCCCCCUCGUGGGCCUCCGAUCCGAGUUCAAAAUGGUCCAGCACCAGCUCCGCGGCGCCCUAACAAUCCUCGACGAUUGCUCUUUCCGGGUCUCCCAGUUCGACAUGCUACCCGGAUCCGACGUCCACUGGUGGGGCUCCGUCGCGCCCGACUUCGCAAACCUCACCGCCAAGGGCUUCGUCGUUUCGGACCAAACCCUAAACGACACCUACACCAACGCCACCUUCGUCGUGCAUUUGAGAAGCAACGUCACCUGGGAUCGGAUCCAAGUCCUCUCCGUUUGGGACCUCCCCACCGCCUCAGAUUUCGGCCACGUCGUCCUCGAAGUCCCUCCUGCCGGGUCGUCGCCCGACUCGAACCCGAGUUCUCGCAACCAUACCGAGCCGACCAUGUUCGAGAAUUGCAAGGUGUUGAGUGAGAGGUACAGGAUUCGGUGGACUUUGAAUGCUGACGUGGACUCCAUCGAUAUCGGGUUGGAAGCGGCGACCGGGAUCACGGACUACAUGGCUUUCGGGUGGGCCAACCCGAACUCGACCUCGCAGCCCAUGAUCAAAUCCGACGUGGCGGUGGCGGGUUUCAGAGAAGACGGCACGCCGUUUGUGGACGACUAUUACAUCACGAACUACAGCGAGUGCGUGACCAACAAAGACGGUGUCGUACAAGGCGUUUGCCCCGACACCAUUUACGAAGGAUCCGACCCGGUUGGCCUCGUCAACAAUACCAAGUUGGUUUAUGGGCGUAGAAUUGAUGGGGUCUCGUUUAUUCGGUAUCGGAGACCGUUAAAUUCGGUUGAUGACAAGUAUGAUUUGCCGGUGAAUCAUACUGAGAAUUUAACGGUGAUUUGGGCAGUUGGGCCUAUAAGGCCACCUGAUACUUUGAGACCUUACUAUCUUCCUCAAAAUCAUGGUGGGUUUUAUGGGCAUUUUGUGCUUAAUGUAUCAGACCCAGUUGAUGAUUGUUUGGGUCCUUUGAAUUCAGAGGAUAAGGAAGAUCAGGGCAUAAUUAUUGCGGAUGCUAAUGCUCCGCUGGUGGUUGCGUCCGGUCCUGCAUUGCAUUACCCGAACCCUCCUAACCCGGCUAAAGUGUUUUACAUUAACAAGAAGGAGGCUCCGGUGUUGAGAGUUGAGCGUGGGGUGCGGGUUAAGUUUUCAAUUCAAGCUGGACAUGAUGUUUCUUUUUAUAUUACUUCGGAUUCAAUUGGUGGGAAUGCUACAUUAAGGGGUUUGAAUGAGACGAUUUAUUCAGGGGGGGCGAGUGCUGAGGGAGUUCAAGCGAGUCCAAUGGAGUUAGUGUGGACGCCGGAUAGGAAUACGCCUGAUGAAGUUUACUAUCAGUCUUUGUAUCAACAGAAAAUGGGGUGGAGAGUGGAGGUGGUUGAUGGGGGUCUGCCUGAUAUGUAUAAUAAUAGUGUUAUUUUGGAUGAUCAGCAAGUUACAUUCUUUUGGACUUUGUCGGAGGAAUCAAUAUCAAUUGCAGCUCGUGGUGAGAAGAAAAGUGGUUAUCUUGCAAUUGGAUUUGGUACUGGAAUGAUAAAUAGCUAUGCUUAUGUGGGUUGGAUGGAUGAGGACGGGGUAGGGCGGGUAAGCACGUAUUGGAUUGAUGGAAAGGAUGCAGUGAGUGUGCAUCCGACUCAUGAGAAUUUGACAUACGUGAGAUGCAAGUCAGAGGGUGGUAUCAUCACUCUGGAAUUCACACGUCCCUUGAAACCUCUGUCUUGUGGUCAUGGUCAUAAAAGGUUGGAGUGUAAUAACAUUAUUGAUCCCACAACACCUCUUAAAGUUAUCUGGGCAAUGGGUGCUAAAUGGUCAAAUGGGAGUCUAAGCGAGAGAAAUAUGCAUUCCGUCACAAGUAGCAGGCCUGUUCGGGUGCAGCUUAUGCGUGGUUCUGCAGAGGCAGAAGAGGAUUUACGACCGGUAUUGGCUGUACAUGGGUUUAUGAUGUUUCUGGCUUGGGGCAUUUUGCUUCCUGGUGGAAUAUUGGCAGCUAGGUACCUAAAGCAUGUUAAGGGUGAUGGUUGGUACCAGAUUCAUGUUUACUUGCAGUACUCGGGUUUGGCAAUUGUCUUCCUUGGCCUUCUUUUUGCAGUGGCUGAGCUUAGGGGAUUCUAUGUUAGUUCAUUACAUGUUAAGCUUGGAAUUACAGCAAUUGUUUUGGCUUUUGUACAACCAGUGAAUGCGUACCUAAGGCCUAAAAAACCAGAUAAUGGGGAGGAGGUUACCUCGCAAAGGCUUCUUUGGGAGUAUGGCCAUGUCAUUUUGGGCAGAUCUGCCAUUGUUGCCGGUAUUGCAGCACUCGUCAGUGGAAUGAAGCAUUUAGGAGAAAGAUAUGGUGGUGAAAAUGUUCAUGGACUUAAUUGGGCUUUAAUGGCUUGGUUCUUGGUUGGUGCAUUGAUAAUCGUGUAUCUGGAAUUCCGUGAAAAACGUCGGAGGAGGGAGAGAAUUUUUGGAAGAAGCAAUUGGGUGUUGGGUAACCAUGAUGAAGAUGAUUCUCAUGAUCUUUUAAGCCCAAAUGGAACUCUAGCAGAAAAAGAGUCACAACAAUCUGGAAGAAUGGAAGUUCAAUUAGAACCUAUGAGCAGAUAGAUAUGUUAGAAAAUUACUUUUUGGUAUACAGUCACCACUCCACAUCAGUUUUGAUAUUGUUGUUACUCAUACACAGGUUAGCCGGCUUGUUCAUUUGCAUGAAAGGUUUUUGCAGUGUGAGGGGGUUACUCAGUAUUCGCUAUAUUUGCUUUCAAACGUUCAUCUUGAAGAUAAUAACCCUGCAACACGUAUUUUGUAUACUCAUACAUCUCAACACAGUGGAAGGUUAUAUUAUUCUCUCUCUCUUUCUCAUUAAUUGAGAGCAGAGUUUCUUUGCAAUGUGGAUUAGUUUAGCUUCUGUAUGUUAAGAUUUAGGGGGUGUCAUUUUCACACCUUUGAAAGCUAUAGUUUCUUUAGCUAAAAUGAAAGUUGUUGUUGCUGUAUAUUAUGAGAUGCUAACCAAUGAUACUUAAUGUUUUACAGGCAUUGCCAUUGCAUUCUACUAGAAAUUGAAAUUUAGUUGAUCAUAAA